Messenger RNA from Zalophus californianus (California sea lion), 5949 nucleotides. RefSeq names its product mitogen-activated protein kinase kinase kinase kinase 2 (gene MAP4K2). Gene Ontology annotation, biological process: protein phosphorylation. Gene Ontology annotation, molecular function: ATP binding; MAP kinase kinase kinase kinase activity. The transcript is spliced from 32 exons. The coding region runs from base 41 to 2521 and encodes 826 amino acids. Lineage: Eukaryota; Metazoa; Chordata; Mammalia; Carnivora; Otariidae. The record is from RefSeq and is a predicted model, not a curated record.
CUCACGACCGCCCGCCCGCCGGCCCGCCCGGCGCCGGGCAAUGGCGCUGCUGCGGGACGUGUCGCUGCAGGAUCCGCGCGACCGCUUCGAGCUGCUGCAGCGUGUGGGGGCCGGGACCUAUGGCGACGUCUACAAGGCCCGCGACACGGUCACGUCCGAACUGGCCGCGGUCAAGAUAGUCAAGCUAGACCCAGGGGACGACACCAGCUCCCUCCAGCAGGAAAUCACCAUCCUGCGUGAGUGCCGUCACCCCAAUGUGGUGGCCUACAUUGGCAGCUACCUCAGGAAUGACCGAUUGUGGAUCUGCAUGGAGUUCUGCGGAGGGGGGUCCCUGCAGGAGAUUUACCACGCCACCGGGCCCCUGGAGGAACGGCAGAUUGCCUAUGUCUGCCGAGAGGCACUGAAGGGGCUGCACCACUUACAUUCUCAGGGGAAGAUCCACAGAGACAUCAAGGGAGCCAAUCUUCUCCUCACCCUCCAGGGAGAUGUCAAGCUGGCUGACUUUGGGGUAUCAGGUGAGCUGACGGCAUCUGUGGCUAAGAGGAGGUCUUUCAUUGGGACUCCAUACUGGAUGGCCCCAGAGGUGGCCGCUGUGGAACGCAAAGGAGGCUACAACGAGCUCUGUGAUGUCUGGGCCCUGGGCAUCACCGCCAUCGAGCUGGGCGAGCUGCAGCCCCCUCUAUUCCACCUGCACCCCAUGAGGGCCUUGAUGCUCAUGUCGAAGAGUAGCUUCCAGCCGCCCAGGCUGAGAGACAAGACUCGCUGGACCCAGCAUUUCCACCACUUCCUCAAGCUGGCCUUGACCAAGAACCCCAAGAAGAGGCCGACAGCGGAGAAGCUUCUGCAGCAUCCAUUCACAGCCCAGCACCUCCCUCGGGCUCUCCUCACGCAGCUGUUGGACAAAGCCAAUGACCCCCACCUGGGAACCCCCUCCCCAGAGGACUGUGACCUGGAGACUUAUGACAUGUUUCCAGACACCAUUCACUCCCGGGGACAGCACGGCCCGGCCGAGAGGACCCCCUCGGAGAUCCAGUUUCACCAGGUGAAAUUUGGCGCCCCACGCAGGAAGGAAACAGACCCACUAAAUGAGCUGUGGGAGGAGGAGUGGACACUGCUGGGAAAGGAGGAGCUGAGUGGGAGCCUGCUGCAGUCCGUUGAGGAGGCCCUGGAGGAAAGGAGCCUGACCAUGCGGCCAGCCUCCGACCUCCAGGAGCUGGACUCUCCAGACGAUACUAUAGGAACCAUCAAGCGGGCCCCAUUCUUGGGGCUGUGCCCCCCUGAGCCUCCAGCUGAAGACCCUCUGUCCAGCCCCCUGGGAACCCCACCUCCACCUCCCCCAGGCCCUAACAGCCCCCCACUGCUCCCCACUGCCUGGGCCACCAUGAAGCACAGGGAGGAUCCUGAGAGAUCGUCCUGUCACGGGCUUCCCCCAACCCCCAAAGUGCAUAUGGGUGCCUGCUUCUCCAAGGUCUUCAAUGGCUGCCCCCUGCGGAUCCAUGCUGCUGUCACCUGGAUUCACCCUGUCACCCGGGACCAGUUCCUGGUGGUGGGGGCCGAGGAAGGCAUCUACACCCUCAACCUGCAUGAACUGCAUGAAGAUACACUGGAGAAGCUGAUUUCACACCGCUGCACCUGGCUCUACUGCGUGAAUAAUGUGCUGCUGUCACUCUCAGGGAAAUCCACGCACAUCUGGGCCCAUGACCUCCCAGGCCUGUUUGAGCAGCGAAGACUCCAGCAACAGGUUCCCCUCUCCCUCCCCACCAACCGCCUCACGCAGCGCAUCAUCCCCAGGCGCUUUGCCCUGUCCGCCAAGAUUCCAGACACCAAAGGCUGCCUGCAGUGUCGUGUGGUGCGGAACCCCUACACGGGCAGCACCUUCCUGCUGGCUGCCCUGCCUGCCAGCCUGCUCCUGCUGCAGUGGUACGAGCCACUACAGAAGUUCCUGCUGCUGAAGAACUUCUCCAGCCCCUUGCCCAGCCCCGCGGGGAUGCUGGAGCCCCUGGUGCUGGACGGGAAGGAGCUGCCGCAGGUGUGCGUGGGGGCGGAGGGCCCCGAGGGGCCGGGCUGCCGAGUCCUAUUCCACGUCCUGCCCCUGGAGGCUGGUCUUACGCCUGACGUCCUCAUACCACCUGAGGGGCUCCCGGGCACCGCCCAGCAGGUGAUCCAGGUGGACAGGGACACAGUCCUAGUCUGCUUUGACCGCUGCGUGAGGAUGGUCAACCUGCUGGGUGAGCCCACGGCCACACUGGCGCCCGUGCUGACCUUUGACUUUCCCAUUGAGACUGUGGUGUGUCUGCAAGACAGUGUGCUGGCCUUCUGGAGCCAUGGGAUGCAAGGCCGUAGCUUGGACACCAACGAGUGCCCCUUUUCUUCCCAGGUGACCCAGGAGAUCACAGACGAGACAAGGAUCUUCCGAGUGCUUGGGGCCCACAGGGAUAUCAUCCUCGAGAGCAUUCCCACUGACAACCCAGGGGCUCACAGCAACCUCUACAUCCUCACAGGCCACCAGAGCAGUUACUGAGAGGGCCGGGCGUGGCCAGGGGCAUCCCCCUCUACACUGCCCCCAGGCCUUAGCUGCAUUCCCUUUUAGGCAAAAGGGGCCCCUCCCAGGUCAGAGGAGCCCAGGCUCUGCUGGUCUGAAGGGCAGAAAUAAUCCUGAGAAGAGUUUUGCAGGCUGGUGGUGGGGGGAAGCCCACCCCAGGCCCCCCACAAAACUGGACCAGAGGAAGCUGCUGUCACCUCCCCCUCCCCUGUGGGCAGCUCAGGCCCUGCGGCAAGGGUCCCCGGGCAGGGUGGGGGCAGGCCCAGGUGACCCAUUCCAUUUUGUUCCACAUUUCCUUUCCAUUCUUCCUGCCAAGAGCCUGCCCCUGCACCCUGUCCUGGGGAACGUGGUAUUUAAAAGAGAGACUAUAUUGGUAUUAAAAGCUGGUUUGAUUUUACUCCACUGAUCCCUCUUUGUCCGGGGGAGCUGAGCCCACUGUCUCAUCUCCCUCCUUCCCUCCAGCACAUCUCUCUGUGGCACCAGGGAAGGGGGGGGGCCCAGUGUUCAGGUGAUGGGGGAGCCUGGCAGAGCUGAUGGAGAGGCCCAAAGACAUCUCAGGGGCACUGUCUUCCCGGGCUCUCCUGCUCAGGAUGGGCCCUCAGCUUUGAAGUGUGAGGCUCUUUUGUGGCCAAGGAACCAUGCAGAUGGGGGGGGAGGCCAAGCUGAACAAAGGGACUCUCAUCCAGGGCACCCCUGCCCUGUUCAGGGUCUCACCAGGCAGCCAGGGCCUAGGAGGGGCCAGCCACUGGCUGCGCCACCCACUGCCAGUGGGGCUUUGGUCUGUGGACACAGCCUGCUAUGACCUGUGUCCCCUGCCCAAGCCUGGGGCUGCCUCCCUGCCUCCCAGCUGCUGCCUAGGUAUCAGUGUGCUCCAUCAGGCCAAGACGGCAGAGUAUGGGCUCCGUCAUCAGGCUAGACUCUGGGAAGAUUAGCCUGUGUCCAUUUAACAAGUAUUCCCAGACAGCCUCCUCAGUGCCAGACCCUGGGCUCACAGAGGGGUCAGUACCAAGAUGUGGACCAGCCCCCAGUGAAGGCAGCGAUCCUUGCUGGAGCCUGCAUCUCGAGGGUACAUCUGUCUGCCCGCGGCUGACCUUUUGCUUUGCAUUGUCAUUCUUGCACUUUUCCCUCUUAGAGGGCUCCAUAUCCUCAGGCCAGGAAGCACCCCCUCCAUUGCCCCAGGCACUGACCAGGCUGCUCUGGACCAGAGCCUUUGGGCAGGUGAGGCCAAAGAGGUAGGAUGACUGCUAGCCUUGAAGGAGAGGUCAGGUGCACACACAGGUCGGGUGCACACACAUGGCUGCAUAGGGUGGGAAGGCCCUGGGUCUGGGGGAAGAGCUUGAGCAAAGGCCCAGGGGUCAGGUCUCGAAUGUGGCCCAGUUACCUUUCUUCUGAUAUUCAAGGCAACUGUUUGAAUUAAGAAUUUCUCUCCACCUGGUGGGUUGUUGGUAUUUGAUAAAUGGAUGCAAAUGGGUGGGUGGGUGGUGGACAGAUGGCAGCUUAGGUGAAGAGCCUGCAGCGGCCCAGUCCCUACUGCCCCUGCCAGGGGCCCCGGCCAUCCCCGGUUCUUCUGUUGUCCCCUUGUCUGCCGCCCCGCAGAGCCCUGACUGCUCUGACUCCUAAGGUUUUUUGGCUGAAAUAGAUUGUCAGACGGGGAGGGAGAGAGAGCUGUACAUUGGCACUCACACCUGUCCUCUCCCUGAGACCCAAAAGAGGGUGACAGGCACCUCCCAAGUUCUCGAAGUCUGCACCUGCCUGGAGGACGUUUGAUGGGCCAAAUGGUGGAGUGACAUGAUAUGAUUCCUAACUUCCCAUUUUCCAGAUUUCCUGGUGGAGGUGUAGGACUAAGCUGAGGAGUGCCGGGGGCGGGGAGGUGAGCUCCCACUCAGAAGAGGCCCCUGACCCUCGCCCCAGGUGCCAGGGAGAGGACGACCUUCCCUCCUACAAAGCAGCGGCCCGCAAAGAGCGCCACCUUGUGGCAGGCUGCCCCCCUGCCCGUGGCUGCCACCCGGGUCGGCAAAGGGGCUUUGGGGGAGUUGAGAGUGUAACAUGCCAAAAAGUGGGAGGUCGCGGGGCGGGGGGGGAAGCAAGGGCUUCUGAUAAAAUAUUCACUGGCAGCACAGGCUGGCUACAAGCCAAAGAAAGACCAGGAAGCUGGGAAUUUGCACUGAAAAGACUGAAAGUUAUUUUAUGUAUUUUUAAAUAGGUAGCCCUUGUCCAAGGUCUGCUAUUUUUUAAAAGAAUACAAAAUGGAUACAAUGAAAAGUGUCCCACCUAGGUCUCAGUUACUUCUGAACCCUUCUGGAAGUAUUUAAGCAGUUCCGUAUGAUUUAUUCUUCUCCCCUUUUUAAAUGUGCGGUAACACAUUCCACUGUUCUGCUCUUACCCUUUUAAAAUCUGUCCUGGAGAGCUUUCCAUCAUCAGUGCUCCCCUCCCCUUGUUUUCAUAGCUAGUGGUGUUCCAUUGUAUAACUUUCCCACAACUCCUGUUCACUCACUGCGAUUAGAUCCCUACUGAUGUAACUGUGUUUCUACGACUUUGAUAUUACGAGGGACACUGCAAUAAAUAUCCUUGUGCAAUAAAUACCAUGCCCAUGCCACUCUGGCCAUUCAAGUGUCCUGUAGGGUGACUUUCUGGAAGCGACAUUGCUGCGUCAGAGUGGCCGUGUUUGUUCUUGUGAGAGCUACUGUCAAAUGCUGAGCUGUGUUUUCCCCGUAUAGCAAAUCCUAAAUCGGCCUGCAGGGCCAUGGGGAGGAUUGAAAAUCCUGUAAUAUACAAAAUGCAACAACACGGAGGAGCCUCAGAGAUUGAAUACUGAACUCAAAACAGCAAAUCACAUGAAACUACACACAGUACGGUCGCAUUUUCAAAAGCUCAAAAAAACCAGCAAAAGGAAACCAUUUAUUGUCUGGUGAGACAGGCACAUGUGAUAAAACCCUAUUCGAUCAGGGGAAGAAAAAGAACAAAAUUCAAGACGAUGGUCUCGGAGAGGAGAGUGGAGGAGCGAUGAGGAAGGACCCCAGGAGUUUGCAAGGGUUUUGGUCAAAUCUUGGUUCUCAGGUUGGGUGGUGGGUUCGUGGGCAUUCGAGGUAUGACAGUCCCUAACUCAGACAAGGUGCCACACAUCCUUUUGUAUGUAUCAAAUACUAUGUAAUAAAAUGUAAGUUUAAAUAUAAUCACUCAAAAAAUAAAACCUUGUAAUGGGUUAAAAAAAAAGCCAGGAUAAUCCUUUCCUAGGUUAUGAAAUCAGCAUUGUGAGUAGAACUACGGGCAGAUCUCUCUCUCUAGUUUCUUCUGUUGUUUUUUAAGACCGCUUUAUUGAGGGGGACUGGCUGGCUCAGUCAGAAGAGUAUGCAACUCUUGAUUUCAGGGUUGUGAGUUUGAGCCCCACAUUGGGUGUAGAGAUUACU